Acanthochromis polyacanthus (spiny chromis) is the source of this 2299-nucleotide messenger RNA. RefSeq names its product claudin-22-like. Gene Ontology annotation, cellular component: plasma membrane; bicellular tight junction. Gene Ontology annotation, biological process: bicellular tight junction assembly; cell adhesion. The transcript has a single exon. Gene Ontology annotation, molecular function: structural molecule activity. Bases 34 to 678 code for a protein of 214 amino acids. NCBI's taxonomy places the organism in Eukaryota, Metazoa, Chordata, Actinopteri, Pomacentridae. The record is from RefSeq and is a predicted model, not a curated record.
CCUCCCGGCCGAUCCAAGCGUCUUUGGCAGACGAUGUCGGAGCGGGCGGACGGAGUCCUGCAGCUGCUGGCGGUGUCGGUGGCGGCGGCCGGCUGGCUGAGCGCUCUGGCUGCCACCCUGAUGACCUCGUGGCUCACGCUGUCCACUGAGCUGCUGCCCAGCGAGACCUACCAUCUGGGCCUGUGGGAGACCUGCGUGGUCCAGGACCUGGGGCUGCUGGAGUGCCGGCCCUACGACGGCCUGCUGGGCCUGCCGCCCGACAUCAAGCUGGCCCGUGUCCUGAUGUGCGGCUCUCUGGGCGCCGGGCUGCUGGCCGUCCUGCUGGCCAUCCCCGGCCUCGGCCUGGUCAACGGCUGCCGGGGUCACGCCGGCCGGAAGACGGCUCUGAGGGCGGCGGGCGGCGUCCUGGUCCUGCUGGCCGGCGUGCUGGGCCUGGUCCCGGCGUCCUACGUGGCCCACCUCACCGUGCUGCGCUUCUUCGACCCAUCGCUGCCCGACGUGGUUCCUCGCUGGGAGUUUGGAGACGCGCUGUUCUGUGGCUGGACGGGCGGUGUUCUGCAGCUGGUGGCCGGAGCACUGCUGCUGGCGUCCUGCAUGUGGCGCUGCAGUGGCCACGCCCACCGACUGCCUGUCGCCACGACGACCAGGAGCCACGGCAGCAGGAUGGAGUACGUCUGAGGGGCAGCGGGGCGCCGGAAAACAACCAAAAACCGCUAAGAGACGCAAAAAAAAUGCUAAGAAAACACCAAUGAAGGCCAGAAAACACAGAGGAACGCUGUUUCCGUAAACGACAUUUCCGUAAGUGGCGUUUACGAAAGCAACAUUUACAUAAACACUGUUUACGUUUUUACGUAAAUGUGUUUUACGUAAAAGUGUUUAAGUAAAUGGUGUGUUUUCGUAAACGCCGUUUACGGAAAUGGGGCUUCCACAAACGCCGUUUACUAAAAAAUGCCGUUUCCGUUUUUACUUAAAUGGCGUGUUUACGUAAAUGCCGCUUGUCAUAAACUGCAUUUCCGUCCAAACAAAGACGAUUUCGCGAAGCAAAGUUUCCAGGAACUCUCAGGACGAACUGAAGAAAAACUGAGUUCAGUUUCUGUUGAACUUUUCUGUUUAAAACUCUGUUGUCCUAAAUUUACAGCACCAAAAACUGUUGUUUCUUCGUCUGAAAAAAAAUCAAAAAAUUCAGCAAAAAAGAAAAAAUAUUUAAAGAAAAUUCUUGUAAAUAGUUUCAAAAUAUGAGUAAAAAUCUUCCCAAAAAAAUUCUAAAAUUAUCUAAAGUGAUUACAUGUAUAUCCGCAUAACUGAUCUAUCUGUAGAAUUCGCUGGAUUUUGGUUGAUUUUUUUGGGAAAUGUUCUUAAAGAAACAAGAAUGUUUUUAACAUUUUUUCCACCCAAAAAUGUUCAAAAAUUUCAACAAAACGCUGAAAAUGUGGACAUAAAAAUCUAUAUAUUUUUCCACAUUUUCAAACUUUAAACACAGAAAAUAACCUCAGUUCUGCUCUUUGCUGCCGCAUUUUAACAGAAAAUGAUUUUGUUUAUAAAGUCUAGAUUUUAUAAAAACUCAUUUGUUCUUUUUUGACUAUAAAAUUUCAGUUUUUAUUGGAUUUAAAUUAAAAUAUGUAAAAUUUAUUCUCCCCUCAUUUGGAUCAAUAAUUAUUUAAACUCAUAUUUUACUUUUAUUGUAAAACUGAAUUUUAUGAACAGGAACUGAUGUAAAGUUCCUUAUUUUAGUGAAUUUAAAUGCUUAUUUUACUUUUUUCUGGCACCUUUUUCGUGUUUUUAUUUUUAAUGUUUAAACCAUUUGAGGUUUUCUGGAUCUAAACUUUAGACAGAAAUCUUCUUUCUAGGCUGAAGUUGAACACAAAGAUAAAAGAUUUAAAUAUUCAGACAUCUUUUUAACGAUCUUUAACAUUUAAUUUGAGCUCCUUUCUGUGUCUGAAUUUCUCUUUAAAUCAUCGACGACAUGAAAAAAUGAAUGGUUUGAUCCAGAGAAAGUCAAAUGGAGGAAACGUUUUUCAAUCAGCUUUUAUUUGUGAAGCCAAAGAGAACAAAGCUGCUGUUUCCUGUUUCCUCUUUUAAUUACUUCCUGUUGAGCUUCUUCUGAAUCUAAAGCAUUUUAUUCCGCUUUCUUGGUUUUCCUGGAACAAACUGAAGCUGUCUGGGUUUUUUGAUGAAUGUUUGUGAAGCUGCUGUUUGUUGAAAUCACUGUUUGUUCAAUCAGAUUGGUUAUUGAUUACUGAUUAUCAUAGAACUGAAUGUGAUCAGCAGGGAAAUGUCAAAUAAAGAGAAUUCUACUGUC